GUUGAUAAGUAUUUGCCAACGAGUAUAUAUAUAUAUAUAUAUAUAUAGACAUGUUUGGUGUCAAUGUACCUAGCUUACAUACGCUCUUUGCAUAGGCACUACCUAGCUGUCCCCAAAUCGGUGUUUUUUUUUUAAUCAGAUUUUGAAUUAAAAAAAUGUUGUCCUUUUAUCUGGUUCUUGUUUCCUUGUUGCUUUUGGAACCGUUUUCUGUUGCCAGGCAUUCGUUUUCAUCCAACAGGGAACAAUCUGAUCAGUCAAGGGCCAGUGAGGAUCUCGUGGCGAAUUUGCCUGGCCAGCCUGUAGUGAAUUUCAAACAUUAUGCAGGGUAUGUGACAGUGAACGAGAAUAAUGGAAGACGGCUCUUCUACUGGCUUUAUGAAUCCCCGAGCCUGCCUGACGAGAAACCUUUAGUUCUCUGGCUUAAUGGUGGUCCUGGAUGUUCUUCCAUUGGGUAUGGGGCAACCCAAGAGAUUGGACCUUUCCUCGUCGACUCUGAUGAAUCCAGUCUAACAGUUAAUCCUUAUUCAUGGAACAAAGAAGCAAACUUGCUGUUCCUGGAAUCUCCAAUUGGUGUUGGGUUCUCGUACUCGAAUACAAGCACUGAUUAUGCCAAUCUUGGGGAUGAUUUUGCGGCAAACGAUGCGUAUGCAUUCCUGCAUGAGUGGUUUCUCAAGUACCCGUCGUAUAGAACCCGAGCUUUCUACAUUGCUGGGGAGAGUUAUGCAGGGAAGUAUGUUCCUGAGCUGGCUGAGAUUAUUGUUGACAGAAACAAAGACCCUUCCCUUUUCAUUGAUCUUAGAGGGAUUCUGCUUGGCAAUCCCGAAACAUCUGAUGUUCAGGACUGGCAGGGCAUGGUGGAUUACGCGUGGAGCCACGCUGUGAUAUCCGACGAGACUCACAGAACGAUCAUAGCGUCGUGUGAUUUUAACAGCAACGAUACGUGGAGCAAUCAGGACUGCAGCCAGGCUGUGAAUGAACUGCUGAAACAGUACAAGGAGAUUGAUAUCUACAGCCUUUAUACGUCGGUCUGCAUUGACAGCUUGACUGGUUCGGACGAUAAUUCAACUCCAGUGUUCAAGACCACAUCCAAAAUGAUGCCAAGAAUCAUGGCGGGAUACGAUCCGUGUCUCGACGACUACGCCAAAUCUUAUUACAACAGGCUGGAUGUUCAGAAAGCCCUUCAUGUCAGUUCUGGUCACCAUCUCAGGGACUGGAGAAUCUGCAAUAUGUCAGUCUUCAAUGGGUGGUCUGACUCAAAGGAAUCUGUUCUUCCCAUAUAUCAGAAACUCAUUGCUGCAGGAAUUAGAAUAUGGGUAUACAGCGGGGACACUGAUGGAAGGGUUCCUGUGUUAUCUACAAGAUACAGCAUAAGUACUCUUAGUCUUCCCAUUACCAGAGAAUGGAGGCCAUGGUAUCAUCAGAAACAAGUUGGUGGAUGGGUUCAGGAAUAUGAAGGGCUUACUUUUGCUACUUUUAGAGGAGCUGGCCAUGCAGUCCCCACUUUCAAGCCAAGUGAAUCCCUGGCAUUCUUCUCAUCAUUCCUCUCUGGGGCAUCUCUCCCAUUUAAAAGAUAAAUCAUAUUCUGUGAGACCGUCUCAUCAGAAGACGGACGUGUAAUACUUCUUAUGAACGUAUAAAAAAAUAUU
This is a messenger RNA of Ipomoea triloba (trilobed morning glory), 1646 nucleotides long. RefSeq names its product serine carboxypeptidase-like 31. Gene Ontology annotation, molecular function: serine-type carboxypeptidase activity. Gene Ontology annotation, cellular component: vacuole. Bases 156 to 1574 code for a protein of 472 amino acids. NCBI's taxonomy places the organism in Eukaryota, Viridiplantae, Streptophyta, Magnoliopsida, Solanales, Convolvulaceae. The record is from RefSeq and is a predicted model, not a curated record. Gene Ontology annotation, biological process: proteolysis. The transcript is spliced from 10 exons.